This is a messenger RNA of Cydia pomonella (codling moth), 4277 nucleotides long. RefSeq names its product protein yellow-like (gene yellow-12). NCBI's taxonomy places the organism in Eukaryota, Metazoa, Arthropoda, Insecta, Lepidoptera, Tortricidae. The record is from RefSeq and is a predicted model, not a curated record. The transcript has 4 exons. The coding region runs from base 981 to 2525 and encodes 514 amino acids. Gene Ontology annotation, cellular component: extracellular region.
CCAGGAUGUAUCUCAUGAACCGUGAUAGCUAGACAGUUGAAAUUUUCACAGAUGAUGUAUUUCUGUUGCCGCUAUAACAACAAAUACUAAAAACAGAAUAAAAUAAAUAUUUAAGGGGGGCUCUCAUACAACAAACAUAUUUUUCUUGCCGUUUUUAUAAAUAAUGGUACGGAACCCUUCGUGCGCGAGUCCGACUCGCACUUACCUGGUUUUUAUUAUUAUUAAAGAAUAGAAAUGCCAACAGUUAGACCAAGAUAACUCUGCAUCUGCAACGAUGUUGAUAGCCCAGACUGUGCAAGUGUUACGUAAAAUUUCAUAGAACUUUGACAUUUAAAAUAAAACAACACUUGUACAGUUUAGGCUAUCAAAAUCGCUGCAGACUUACCUUAGUCUAACUAUAACUAGCAAAAAGGAUCAAGUAUAAGUAAAAAAAACACAUUACUUAUUUCACAAAAGGAAAAUCUAAAUAUACAGUUAGAAAUUAUGAAUGAAUUCAUUGAUAAAGUCGUCAUGCACUUUUACGGUUGAUGGUACAGGAGGACUUAAUUUCAUAAUGCAUUAUUUACUAGUCAAGUCAAUUCCAUCAGUACAAAAACCUAUUUUAUCAUCAUAAAUCCAGAUGACUGAGAUGCGUAACGAACGCACCUAUUACGGGACGCGUAUUAAUACCUACUUACCUAGUUGAGUUUAUAGGCCUGUGUCUAUGUUGUAAUGUAACAUUAACCUACUUAUUUCAAUUCAUUCAAACUCGUCCUUCAAAAUUAAGUGCCCGUCAAAAUACGAUGCUCCGACAAUAUCAUGUGUGAUGAAAGCUCAAGAUGCGCUUUCAAGAGGGGCUGGGGUUUUGCAGCAGUGCACGCAAGUUUCACCCGCAGACAACCCGCGCGCAGCCACUCGCGCUGACGCGCUCCGAAACCGUACUCUACUGGUAAUGAAAAACUUACCGAAAACAAUAACGUUCUCAACAUGUGUUUGUAACUAUGGCAGUUUCACAUCAGUGGUUUAUACAAUGGUCACCCCCGUCCAUGAUACUCGCGGACAUCACUAGUCAGUACAACAAUGUGAACGAAAGAUUUAACACUUUUGACCAUGAUAGAACAAAGUGGGAAGUGAACAGUGAUGAUAGUCAAACUAAGCCCGUGUAUGAACCUGAACAAAGUGACUAUGGAUAUGAUACCGAGGAAAAAGUUAGAAAUGGAGCGACGCAGGCCGCCGGGCUGACGUUGUGGCUCACGAUGCUAGGCCUAGCCCGCGCGCAGAGCAUCCCGGCAGACUUUGACACACCGCCCUUUAGCACACUCUACAAGUGGCAGCGCGUCGACUUCGAAUUCCCGUCUGCGAUGCACCGCCAACAAGCAAUCGCUACUGGCAAAUAUAUACCAGCGAACGUGCUACCCCUGGGCCUCGAGGUGUACGGAUCUCGCGUAUGGGUGACGCUGCCGGCCUGGCGGCGCGGCGUGCCGGCUACGCUGGCGACCGUGCCGCGCUCCGGCGGCGUCACCUCCCCGCUCCUCAGGCCUUAUCCCGACUGGUCGUUCCACAGAGCAUUUGCAAAUGAAUCCAAAACCUGUAGUGGAUUGACUUCAGUGUUUCGAAUGAACGUGGAUGCCUGCGGGCGACUGUGGGUUCUAGAUUCCGGUCAAAUUGACUCUCAAGACAGCCCGAAGCAGUUAUGUCCUCCGAGUAUAGUCGUUUUUGACUUGAGAACAGACAGACUCAUCGCUAGGUACAAAAUUCCAAAAAAAUAUGUACUACAAGACUCGCUCUUCGCUAACAUUAUCGUGGACACUCGCACUAAAGACUGCUCGGAUUUACACGUCUACAUAGCAGAUACUUGGCGGUUCGGACUUCUAGUGUUCAGACAAAGUGAUGCUACUUUUUGGAGAUUCUCUAAUCCUAUUUUUUAUCCUGACCCACUCGCUUCUAACUACACACUUCACGGCAUUAAUUUUCAAUGGGCAGAUGGAAUUUUUGGGCUAGCGCUAUCACCUUUGGACUCUUUUGGUAACCGACUGUUAUUUUUUCAUGCUAUGUCGAGUUAUAGAGAGUUCUUUGUGUCUACAACGGUUUUACGACAGAGCGUGCGGGUUAAUGACAGUUCGUCAGAUUUUCAUCUGGUCGGCGAAAGCAGAGGUCUAUCUGGACAGUCAUCGGCUUCUGCCAUAGACAGGCGUGGGGUCAUGUUCUACGGUUUGGUCUCCCGAGAUAGUAUUGGCUGCUGGGAUACUCAAAAGCCCUAUAGUAGAAAGUCGAUGGGGGUGGUGGCUGAGAACACAGAGACACUAAUAUUUCCUAAUGAUAUAAAAGUUGACCAAGAGGAGCAGCAAAGUGUUUGGGUGUUAUCGAAUCGUCUGCCGAUGUUUCAAAGGGGUCCUUUGAAUCCUUACGACUACAAUUAUCGUAUUAUGUAUGCUGACACAGCAGAAGCGGCCAGGCAGACUGUCUGCGAUCCCGACGUGCAGUUACCUGCACUCAGCUAUAGAAGGUUAAAUGAAAUUCCCAUAUCGCCAAUAAAACAGCAUUGAUUUGUCAGUAGUAAAUCUUGGCAAAUUAAAAUUGCGCUAAAGAAAGCACAUGUUGGACCAAUUAAGGGACGUUUAAGAGAAAAUUUAGAGUAUUAUUGAUAUUUCACCGAGAGCUGUAAAAAUUUUACCGCUUUAUGCGUUAAAAGUUGAAUAAUAUAGGGCUAUUUAUUCUUUAUGUUUCCUAUGUACUUAAUGAAAGAUGCUGCAAUUGGUUUCAAUAUUACUAACAAAUUAAAACUAUUUUUUUGCUCCAGUCAUGGGGUGAAUAGCGCCAUUAAUUUUCAAACUAACAAAUAUCAAUGAAAGAUUAAACUUAAGUAGCUUAACUUAUGGUAGCUUGUUUAUAGUAAAAUGUUGCCAGCGUUUAAAAACUGAUGGUAAAUACUUGCUUUACAGGAUUUGUCUAUACCAUCUCAUUACUGGUGCCAGUCCCAUCAUAAGAGUGUUAUGGUGUUAACUUAUACUACAAUGACAAUGUUUUUUUUUCUGUAAACUUAUUAUCAUAAAUCUAUAAUAUUUAAAUAACGCUGUUCGCGUAAUACACAUGUAGGGUAGGUGUUAUUGUAAUAGUGCCGAGAAGAGAGUAUUGAACGUUUAAGUCUAAAAUUUUAAUAUGUACAUAGGUUGAACAUAAUUAUGUGAUUUACGUAUUUUGAAGUUGAUAUUUGAUACGCUGGUCGAACCGAAUGUCUUUUUAUUUUUUGCCUGAGUUUGUUGUAUUUUGCACCAUGUUUUAGUCACUUCGAUGCAUUUAUUUUUUAACGAAUAAUUGUUUUUGCUAUACAUCAGCUCGACCGAGGCUUUGAAAGUUCGAAAUGUUAAAUAAAAUGAAAUUAAUGGAUAAUCGGUACGCCAUUUAUCCAGAUUUAAGUGUAUUUUAUAUACUACGUCGGUGGCAAACAAGCAUACGGUCCGCCUGAUGGUAAGUGAAGGUAGUCUCCGUAGCCUAUGUACGCCUGCAACUUCAGAGGUGUUACAUGCGCGUUGCCGACCCUAAACCCCAACCCCCCUCGUUGAGUUCUGGUAUAACCUUACUCACCAGCAGGAACACAACACUAUGAGUAGGGUCUAGUGUAUAUUGUUAAUAAAUAUAAAAGUUCUGUACAAUACAUUGAUACAAAAACUAUUUUUGAUCUGUUUAAUAAGAACAUGACUCAAAUGAAAAACGCCUGCCAUACGCAUUCCUUACCUUUGCUUGGAGAAUUAAAUAGGCGCUAUAAAUUAUAAUAAUAAUAAUAAUAAUAAGCCCGCAGGGCAGCUUGUGGCGAGCUGUUGGGGAGUAACGACCCCACGGACCCGAGUGCUCCAGAGAGUCGGUCAGGGUCUCCGUCUCCGGCGUGUCUUCGUCGGUCGGAGUGGAACCCCAAGGGGACCCGUAGGACUCUCAGCUCUGGCUUGCCUUAAUUGGCCGUCCAGAGGGGAGACGUUAGAGCUGUACGCUCCAGGGGUGGAAGUGUUAAAGGGCGUAACGCCGCGAGUAACUUCGGAGAAAGCGCAGCACACCUCUCGACACCCCUGAGCCGCUCACGCCGGUGUUGCGCCUGGCCGUCUUUACGAUGGCGCAUCAGGUGCCCAUCUAGCGAGUGGCGAGUCACCGUCUGCCUUGAUAACACUGUAUAUCACAAUGUUAUAGCAGGUGUCCGGAACUCUUAGCAAUAGCCCAGUCUUAUUUUCCACCCAAAUUCAAACCAUAGACCAAGACUCUUUCCAUUUUUCUGCAAUAGCCUCCAAUGCCUGCUGAAACCGGUUUAU